AUGGUUGCCUCUCGGAAACUUGAUCGGAUUCUUGAAGAUGGUCCCGGUGUCGGCGAUCCGGGCCAUCGGUUCCAAUCUGAGCCCACUAGGUAAACUGAAACCUCUGCUCUUUUCUCAACAGUCCAUUCGGAAAUCUCUUCGGUAUAAAUAAACUGUGUUUAGAGCCAACGCACUCGCCGCGGCUAAACGGCUUCUCGACGAUUCUCGUGGCCAAUCGUGGGAGCAGUUAGCUAGAAAGUACACGUUGGGUCUUGCAGCGGCUCCGUGUGUUGAGAGGUGAGUGGGGAGCGACGAGGUAAACAAGUGAAGAGGAGCGGCUGAGCAGCGACGGACGGCUCUGGAGCCAAAGAUAACCAAAGCGAUGAUAUCUUUUGAGGGGGACGGGAUCGCUUUCGAUAAGCAACAUUGAGCAGACAGACUUGGUGACUCAGGCUGUGUUGGGAUACCACCAGACUGCGAGAUCUUUUAGAGAAAAGCAUGACUGUGUUCAACUUUCAGAUUAACCGAAGAAGAACUCGACGAAAGUUUCGAAACAAUGCCAGAAUAUCACAACUAUCGUUUCAACCGUAGCAGAUCCGUCGAUCUCAGCUCGAUUUCUAGGUUCAUUUCCCGCGUCCGUUCAUUCGUUCACCUUUGAUUUCAGGGAAAAGUACCUGUCAAGAUGGUCCAGAGAGAACACCCCAGUGGACAACGAAAAGCGGUUCGCCUCGCACGUGCGUCGCAGCUACACGCCGGUCCGUGACAUCGCCUCCGUCGAGCACGUCAACGACGGCAAUCCGCAUCGUUCGCGCACUCCGCUGGCCGCCGUUACCGCUCCGUAUCACACGAACAUCCACUACCGAUCGGAAAUCGAACCGUUUCGAAAGUACGAUGUGUACGGGCUCAGAACUUGGAGCUAUCCCAUCUACAAGUGAGAUUUCCUCUUCCUCUUCCAUUUCUUUUUUUCUGACGGACGUCUAUUUGCCACUGCUCAUAAUGUGUAACACGCGAGAAAAAGUGACGCGUCUCAGUCUCUGAGAACAUGUUUCCGACGGAACAGAAAAAACAAGAAGAAGGCCGUCUUUCAGAUACGUUUACGGACGAGAGGGAGACUACCGAAGACCGUACUCGUUCGACCGCAACUACGGAACGACGCCAGCCUACACACCGCCGCAGUUGAGUGCAGAGAGCCGUCCGAUCACAACGAGACGAGGGUGAGCUUUUGGAGGUUCGGCAGUUAUCGGAGUUCUUUUUUGGUCCUUUCAGAUACUCUGGCUACUCGUAUCUUGCCAAUGAGACCCACUUCGACAUUGCCAGCCGUCCGAAGAGCUUGAGUUCGUACAUGUACAACACAAAGUACCUGGGGACAACGUGAGUGCUUCUGAGUCCAUUCCUCCUCACCUCUUCCGUCCAUUUCAGUUCUGCUCCUUGGUACUGGUCGUACUACGGUAACAGUCAUCUCCGUCACUUUAACAGUUACCGCCCACACAAUUACACGAGCUCCACUGCUAGCUGGUCCCGCUACUACUGA
This is a messenger RNA of Caenorhabditis sp. 36 PRJEB53466, 1510 nucleotides long. The record is from the annotation of a GenBank genome assembly. Lineage: Eukaryota; Metazoa; Nematoda; Chromadorea; Rhabditida; Rhabditidae.